Brachypodium distachyon (stiff brome) is the source of this 1101-nucleotide messenger RNA. RefSeq lists its product as uncharacterized. The transcript has 4 exons. Lineage: Eukaryota; Viridiplantae; Streptophyta; Magnoliopsida; Poales; Poaceae. The record is from RefSeq and is a predicted model, not a curated record. The coding region runs from base 557 to 1018 and encodes 153 amino acids.
CGACCUCAACGCUCUGGACAAGAACAUGGCCACUGAAACCCAUCCCAAAAAUUUCGCCGCACUCACGCCAUGGCUUACGUCUCUACGCCACAAGAAGAAGGAGGCGCGGCGGAAGAACACGGCUCGAGAUUAUGGGCCCACGAGACGAAAGCUCCACGACCCGCGAGCUCGCCCGCGCCGCGCCGGCCUUCGAAACCGGCUCGAGCCGUGGCCUGGACCCACUCCACCGCAGCACGCGGCUCCCCGAGCCGUAGGUGCCUCCCGGCCAUCGGCUCGCCGCGGCUAUAAAACCCCCCCUCGAGACCUCUUUCGCCGGCGAAGAAGACCACUUGGCGACGGCUCCUCCCGUAACAGGUCUUCUUCCCCCCACAGCAAUCGGCCGGCGAUUCCCCGCCGCUAGCCGGAGCAAUCGCCGGCGAGUUCCUGCCCGCAGCCAGUCCACCGGCGAGGAACAUCUGAUCGUACCGUUUCCAGCGAUCACCGAGUCCCCCACACGCGAGCGGCAGCAAUCGUCGGCGAACUCCUGAUCGCACCCAAUCAGCCGGCGGAAGUAGACAUGGAACCCCCCAACUACGUGCUCAUCCGCCAGCCGCGGUGGCGCAAGACGAGGCGUCGCCCCCUCACUGACCGGGAGCGCGGAAUCGAUGUGGUGUGCCGCGAUGGCCUCUUUGCGCUGCCCAUGGAGGCCAAUGCAGCUGACUCCUUUGUGUUAGCCCUGAACAAGUUGGCUCUAUGCCUAUACAACAAUGUUGCCGAUAUGAAGAUGGCCAAACGGAGCUGUGAAAUUGAACUAGAAGAUGCGGAUGGUGAAUGUCUGCGACUCAUGAGGCUGGUAGUCGUCCAGAUGAACAAGAGGCUCCGCCGCCUCCGCCGUCUGGCAUACAAGGUCCGCCAAUGUGUGCUGGGCAUCGAGGGUGCAAAACCCUUGAAUGAGCCAAAAUGCUGGGACGGUGAACGAGGGUUCCAAUGGAUUUGCACCUCCGAGAACCGAGAUAAUUUGGAUACUUGUGAUGCAUGAGCCAGAGAUAACCUAUCAUUUCCACUGUGUUGUCAUGACUUGUACUUCUAGAUCUUACGUGGAUUCAUGAUAGGCUACUUGUA